AUUGUGCUAUUUCCCGCUUUUCAGAACAGUAUAGAAGCGUAAUGGAACAUUCGAUGAAUACAAAUAAUGUAUUGUGCAUUUUUCUGUUUGUUUUCUCAAAAUCUGUCUGGGUUCUCUACGACUUUUCUUGAUAUGCUUGAGGUAGUUCUAACGCUCGAGUAAAAAUGUGCCUUAGAAAAAUGUUGCAUUAGAUUGUAAAACUUUUGUGCCGAGGAAUUUUCUACUCUUUGUGAAUAUGUACGUUGUAUUCAAAGAUUUUUAGUGAAGUGCAGUGAAAUUCAGUACAGUACUAAGUGUCAGAAACAACAGACUAGAAUACAGUUAGCAUGCAUUGUACUGUUUGUUCGAAAAAAUAAGUGGUUGUGAAUGUGAAAUCAGCACUAAUACCAUAGGAAUUUAAGGUUAGAUACGCGUUGCAAGUUGUACAUUGCAUUGUUCUAGUAUUCUCUAGUAAAGUGUUCAAGCAAAUGAUUGAAACCAGAAAACAUUUACUACGCAGGUAGCUGAAGAACAUUCUUCUUCCAUCAUUCUAACAGCAAAUACCCUUCAGUGUAUACUUUAGAUACAGCCUGACAUUACCCGCGUGAUAUGUUUCUGCUUUGGUUGCUGCAACAAAUAUAAACAUGGCAGAUCAAGAUUAUGAUAUGGGUCCAGCUACAGAAAUGAUGAUAAAUGAUUUUGAUGAUGAACGGACUUUAGAUGAAGAAGAAGCUUUAGAAGGUAGUGAAGACUCUCACAACGAGUUGUCCAACUUGCAAAAGGAAGGUGAUAUGCCACUAAAAGACCUACUUGCGAUGUAUGGAUACGGGGAUCCAUCGACGGAAAAUUCAAACAGUUCAGACCGAAUGCUAAUUCCAUCGGGAAGCGGCGACCCAGAGAUUGAAGGACAAUAUUCCGAUAAGGGAGAUAACGACGCUGAUGAUGAUGAAGAUGACGAUGAAGCGGAUGGAACUAGUAACGAGCCAGAUCUUAAGCAAUUUUAUACAGAGAUGUUGGUGAAAGGAAAGGACUCGUCGUCAUUGGUGUCAGGAUCAACGAUGAAAGGAAGCAGCACUAGCAAUGUAGAUACUGGAGACAGUAGCAGACGACAUCGAAUUCAUGAUGAUGAUGAAGAUGAUGAAGAAGGUGAAGGAGAAGAAUGUUCUAUGAUCGACGGUUGUAGUAACAAUGAAAACACAAGAACAGCUUCAACUACUACCGCUAACUGUGCUGGUAUAACUGCACUUGCCAGCUGUACAAACGAUAAUACAGCAGGUGGCAUAGAAGGUAGUGUUAGUAGUGGAAUGGUUGAUGGAGGAGAAGAUGGAAUAGUUAGCGGUGGCACACUCGGUAGUGGCACAUCAAGAUUAUUGCGAAGCGUAUCGCGGCCGCAAAGCGAAGAGGAAGAAGAUGAUUGUGAUUAUAGUCCAGAUGAAGAGGAAUGGAAGAAGACAAUCAUGGUUGGUAUUAAUUACCAAGCGGCCAUACCAGAAGGUCUUUGUCAUUACGACGAUGCUUUACCUUAUGAAAAUGAGGACAAAAUGUUAUGGGAUCCCAGUCACAUACCUGAAGAAGAAACUGAAGAGUUCUUGGAGCGGGCGCAGUUACCAGCGGUAAAAGGUGGUUCUCUGCCUACUGGGUCUCAUAUUAGAGACGACGAGCAAGCUUUAUAUCUGUUGUUACAAUGUGGCUACAAUCUUGAGGAGGCAUUAAGAAGACGAAGAAUGAACGUCGUGCCGCCAACGGAUGCAGUUAGUCUUUGGUCGGAAGAAGAGUGUCAUAAUUUCGAAUCGGGACUACGGAGUUACGGGAAAGAUUUCCAUCUUAUACAGAAGAACAAGGUUAGAACGCGAUCUGUUGGGGAAUUGGUGCAAUUUUAUUAUCUUUGGAAGAAAACGGAGCGACACGAUAUAUUUACAUACAAGGCGCGGUUAGAAAAGAAGAAAUACGCUUUGCAUCCUGGUAUCACCAGGGACUAUAUGGACCGAUUUCUGGAAGAACAAGAGGGUGUUCGCGAUCGUAGCAGCUCACCGAAUGUUCAUUGCUUAUUGUAUGGUGAUGCAAAACGGCAAAGGUCAACCGUUAAUGCCCCAAACAAUGACGAAACAAAGCCGACGGAACCUUGGGAUGGUACCGCAAUUGAUCCUUUAGCUGAUUUGAAUGGACCAACGCCAGCGCCGCCACCACCUCCUCCUCCACCUCCACCACCACCGGUGUCAACCGCUGUGAUUGUAUCAUCCUCAGGUUCUAUUUCAACUACGUUGUCUACAUCUAUAUAUUGUACCACAUCGAGUCAUCAUUCCGAUUGUUCACCGUCCGAUUCUAGCUACACUAAUCCACAUACAUGGUCAAACUUGACAUCUCGAGGUCACUCUACCUCUUCCAUUGUAACGACAAUUACAAUAAAUGCCACUACAACUAGCACCGUCCCGUUGGUUACAGCCGUUGGAGUCACAAGCACAGUUACGAGUAAUUCUACCAUCACCUCAGCCGCAUCUAACAGUUUUUAUCAUUCGAGAGUGACGUCGAGAGCCAACGAUGUGCACGAUUCACCCUCGCCGGAAAACAUCUUACCUCAUUUGCCCCCUUAGCGUCGAACACAACUUUCAGGUUUUCAACCUGGAAGACGUCAAAUGUCUUGGUGCGAUGUGAUACAUUUAACACUCGCGUUAUUACUAUCGUCGUAACAUAUAACAUUCGUUAAUAUCAUGAAUUAUAUUUUUAUACUGUAUCGUAUAAAUAUGACUAUCGAUCUAUGUAGCGGAAACAAAACAAAGAAAAUGUUUCUCGCGAAAUUGAAAUAAAAUAAUAGCUAGAAUAAGUAAACCGGAAAGAAUAAUUGAAAUAGGAUAAGUGGCACGUGAACACGAAUUACUGUAGCUUUUUCCAUUUUCUGCUUUCUACUUUCCGACAACUAUUUCCGUAGAUCAAGUUUUACGAAGAGAUAUUAGUUUAAAAUGUCAAAAUGAUCCGCAUUUUCAGAUCUAUAACUAAUUAAGCGUUAUCAAUAUGAUGAAUGAUCACUUGAUUGUAUCGUUGUUCUAAGCACGUGUCUAAUUCCUGGUAUUAUUAAGUGUACAAAAAUGCGAUUUAUAAAUUUGACGAAACAUAAGAUCUUGAUGAUAUGGUGAAAUAGUUAAAUUAAAUGAAAUUCGAUGUA
Molecule: messenger RNA, 3139 nt
Organism: Frieseomelitta varia
Lineage: Eukaryota; Metazoa; Arthropoda; Insecta; Hymenoptera; Apidae
Product: mesoderm induction early response protein 1
Exons: 5
Coding region: 624-2570 (648 amino acids)
Biological process (GO): negative regulation of transcription by RNA polymerase II
Cellular component (GO): nucleoplasm
Molecular function (GO): histone deacetylase binding; transcription corepressor activity
Source: RefSeq, a predicted model, not a curated record